CAGAGAGAGAGAGAGCACAGACAGACAGAGAAAGAGAGAGCGAGCACAGAGAGAGAGAGAGGACAGAAAGACAGAGACAAACAGAGAGAGGACAGAAAGACAGACACAGAGAGAGAGGACACAGACAGACAGAGAGAGGACAGAUAGACGCAGACAGAGACAUGAAGACCUGGUUUCUCGACUUCUGGAGAGAGAGAGAGGAAGUUCUGAAGAGAACCAAGCAGCUGAGACUCCGCCCUCCACAGUUAAAGCGGUUGCUAGGAGACAGUUCUGUUAGGACAGAGCUGCAAAAUGCCAGGUUGGCAUGUCUGCUGCCCCCUGUUGGUACAGAGGUCUUCAGACGCUUCAUGCCGGCCUCGUUGCAGGACAUACAACAACAACAACAUGAAGUCAAGGAGAUGGAGCAUCAGAAGAGGAAGAACAAAGAAGUACGAAAGGUAGAGAAAGAGCUGCACAAACAAGACACUCACCUGGAGGCAGGGAAGCACCUCCCUUUCAUCUACGGAGACCCGCCCCCUGAGCUUCUCAACUGCCCACUGGAGGAGCUGGAUCCCUUCUACCAAUCACAGAAGACGUUCAUCGUGCUCAGUAUAGGGAACGUCCUCCACAGGUUUAACGCAGAGUCAUCGUGUUUCCUGCUGAGUCCAUUCAAUCGUCUGAGGACCUUCGCCAUCAGGAUCCUGCUUCAUUCUUUGUUCCGUUUGUUCAUCAUGAUAACGAUUCUGACAAACUGUGGGUUCAUGAUGAUGAGUGUUCAUCCAACAUGGACAACAAUAACAGCAGAGUUUGUGUUCUCAGCCGUCUACAUCUUUGAAGUCAUCGUUAAGAUCAUGUCGAGAGGAUUCUGUGUCGGACGCUUCACGUUCCUCAGAGAUCCGUGGAACUGGCUGGACAUUGUGGUCGUCAUUACAGCGUUAGGGUUAGGUGUGAAGUCAUCUGCCGGAGCUCUCGUCCAAUCAGUGAAGAGACUGGCUGGUGUCAUCAUCAUGACGGUGUUUGUCUUAAGUGUCUUGGCUGUGAUUGGUCAGAACCUCUUCAUGGGAGCUCUGAAACAUAAAUGUGUCCUGGAGUGGUCGCAUAGCAACUGGACCUACAAUGACCUCAGCAAUUACGAUAACUAUGAAGGGGGAAGUAGUGACUUUGAUUUCCACAAGUUCAUCAACAGUAAAGUGAAUCACUUCUAUCUCUCUGGUCAAUCUGAUCCUCUGCAGUGUGGAAACACAUCUAAUGCUGGGGUCUGUCCCCAUGGUUACAUCUGUCUAAAGACCAGCACUAAUCCAGAUUACGGACACACCAACUUUGACUCGUUUGGUUCGUCUCUGCUGAAUCUGUUAAGACUGAUGACACACGACACCAUGAUGCGUUCAGCAGGUAAAAGUUCUGUGAUCUUCGUGCUCCUCGUCUUCUCAGGCGGUUUCUGGCUCCUCAGCUGUGUUUUGGUGGUGGUUGCUAUGGCGGUGGUUGAGCAGGAGAAGGCGAGCAUCGCUGAGGCUCGACGGACAGAAGAAGAGUUCCUUCACAUCCUGGACGUGAUAAAGAAGAGGGAGGAGGAAGGGGAGGAGGAGGAGGAAGAGCCCCAGGACGAUCAAAGGUUGUCCCCUCCGUGUUUCUUGUCCAAGUGGACGUGGAACUGUUGUGGCUGCUGGCAGGAGCUCAGACUACGUCUCAACGGCUUCGUCAUGGACCCGUUCUUUGACCUUGUGAUCAUCAUCUGCCUCAUCCUCAACUGUAUCGUCAUGUCCAUGGAACAUUAUCCCAUGACAGUGGAGUUUGAAGAAAUGUUCAUGCCCACUCAAUUGGUCUUCACGGGGAUCUUCGCAGUUGAGAUGCUCCUUAGGCUUGUGGCCAUGAAUCCAUACGAUUACUUCCAGGUGGGCUGGAACGUCUUUGACAGCAUCAUUGUUGCACUCAGUCUGCUGGGGCUGGUAUUUGCUGAGUUUGAAGGGGCACAUAUAGACCUGAUGCGAGUGCUGAGACUGGCCCGGUGGUGGCCGACCUUCCACAUGUUUCUGAAGUUAAUCUGGACCUCGGUCUUGGCUCUGAGGAACCUGACUCUCAUUCUGCUGACCAUGGUCUUCAUCUUCACCGUUGUUGGCAUGCAGCUGUUCCAGGACAACUACUCAGACUUCGUCUGUCGCAUCUCGACGGACUGCCAGCUUCCUCGCUGGCACAUGAAAAACUUGUUCCACACCUUUGUUCUCGUCUUCAGGAUCCUCUGUGGAGAAUGGAUCGAGAACAUGUGGGACUGCAUGCAGGUCUCUAGUCCGAGCGUGUGUCUGAUGUUCUUCAUAAUGGUUCUGGUCUUCGGACACCUGCUGGUCCUGAAUCUCUUCCUGGUCUUGUUGAUGAGCUCGAUCGGUGAUGAUCUGGUGGCUCCAAAAGAAAAAGUCAAAAACCACUUGAUAAUCGCUGUAGACCAGAUCAAAAGAGGUGUGGCCUGGACCAGGGCCUGGAUACUGGAGCAUAUUUGGACUUUGGUAGGGAAGAAGAAUCCCAUAAUCCCACACCACAAAGUGGUCAACAGCGAAGAAGACAAGAAGGACUACCUGGGCUUGACGUCUGUGACCUCAGACCAGCCCCUGUCAGAGAGCAAGGCCUGUGGCAGUAACCAUGGCAACCAGACCAGCAAAUACAACUUCGAGAAGGUCCCUGUCGCCGAGGCUGAGGUCGAAUUCGACAUGCCUGAAAAUGAAGAGGAAAAACACAAACAGGAUGAAGAAAACAAGACUCGAAGAAAUAACACACCUGAAGACUGCUGCUGCGACAGUACAGACACACACGCGCAUACAGUGUUGGAGGACAUUCACCUGCAGCAGCGUAAGCUUGUACAGAUGCUUCUGGACAAAGCCGACCAGGUGUUCACCUUCAUUUUCCUCCUUGAGAUGCUUCUUAAGUGGAUCGCCCUCGGAUUCAGGAAGUACUUCACCAGUGUCUGGUGCUGGCUCGACUUCCUCAUCUUGGCCGUAUCUCUGAUGUCAUUGAGCCUCGGCAUGCUGGGAUAUUCUGAACUGGGAGCAGGUCUGUCUCUGAGGACUCUGAGGGCUCUGAGGCCCCUGAGGGCCCUGUCUCGCUUCCAGGGCCUGAGGCUGGUGUUGAACACCCUGGUGGCCACUGUUCCAUCCAUGUGUGAUGCAAUGCUGGUGUGUCUCCUCGUCUGGUUGAUGUUCAGCAUCAUGGGAGUAAAUCUGUUUUCCGGAAAGUUCUAUUACUGUUUCAAUGAGACAGCAGAGCAGCAGUUUUUACCUGAGGAGGUGAACAACAUGACCCAGUGUUUGUUUCUGAUCCACGAAAACGUCUCCGACGUCAGCUGGAAGAACACAAAGUUAAACUUUGACAACGUGGCAGAAGGUUACCGGUCACUGCUGCAGGUGGCAACUUUUAAUGGAUGGUUAGACGUCAUGUAUGCAGCAGUGGAUACCAGACAGAUGCUGUCUCAGCCAGUGUACGAGUCGAAUGUGUACAUGUACAUCUACUUCAUCAGUUUCAUCAUCAUCGGCUGCUUCUUCACCUCCAACCUCUUCAUCAGACGCUUCAUCCACUCGCUGGAUCAGCUGAGACACAAGUUUGGAGGGAAACAUUUUUUCAUGACAGACGAGCAGCAUAACUUUUCCAUCAGCAUGAAGAAACUGUUCUCCAGGAAACGUCCAAGUGUCCCUCGACCUCAGAAUCAGUGCCAGGCUCGUCUCUUUGACCUGGUGACCAAACAUUCUUUUGAGAUCUUCAUGGUGAUAGUGAUCUGCCUGUACACAGUGACUCUGAUGAUGGAGACAGACUUGCAGAGCAUGGAGAUGGAAUUGAUUCUGUUCUGGCUCUACUUUGUCUUCAUCAUCAUCUUCCUCAUUGAGUUCCUCCUGAAGAUCAUCGCUCUCAGACAGCACUACUUCUCUGACUGCUUAAACGUCCUCGACUUCGUGGUCCUUUUAAUUUUGGUUGUAGGUUUUCUAUUCUCUGACAUAUGUGAGAAAUAUUUCAUCGACAUAAAGGUAUUAGCUCUUCUGCGGUUGGCUCCUGUCACUCGGAUCAUCCAUCUAGUUCCUUGUAUGCGGGGAAUCAAGAGAUUAUUUUUGGCCUUGGUGAUGUCACUUCCUGCCCUCUUUAACAUUUGCCUACUCCUAUUCCUCCUCAUGUUCACCUUCUCUGUCUUCGGCAUGUUAAGCUUUGCACAUGUGAAGAACACGGCAAGGUUCCACGACAUGUUUAAUUUUGAAACAUUUUUGAACAGCAUGAUCUGUAUGUUUACGAUGACCACAAUGGCUGGAUGGAACACCGUGCUGAGUCCCAUCCUAAACACACCACUGGACUGCGACCCGGACAAAGAUACGCCAGUCGGAGGCGACUGUGUCCACCCGACUGUGGGAAUCAUCUUCAUCACCUCCUACAUCACCCUGUCCCUCCUGUUGGUGGUCCUCCUGUACACAGCUGUCGUCCUCGAGACCUUCAACAUGUACGACACAGAAACGCCGAGUGAUGAGGAUUUGCUAAUGUUUUAUAAAACCUGGAGAAGGUUUGACUGUGACAACUCACACAUCAUCCCAUACAGUAAGUUGUCGGACUUCUGCGAUGCUCUGCAGGAUCCUUUGAGGAUUCCCAAACCAAACACCUUCAAACUGAUCCACAUGGAUCUUCCUCUGCUUCCUGGAGACAAGAUUCACUGUGUGGACGUCCUGUUUGCUCUCACUGCACAGAUAUUUGGUGAUCGAGGACAGAUGGACUCUCUCAAAGCCAGAAUGGAGGAAAAGUUCAUGAUCAAUAACUUGUCCAAGAUGUCAUAUGAACCAAUCAGCAGCACCCUGCAGAGGAAACAGGAGGAGGUGGCGGCGACAGUGAUCCAGAAAGCUUACAGGAAGCACCUCCUGAAGGACGGGGAUGCUGAUGAGAUGACAGCAGAGCCUGCAGGUGGCGCUGCAGCUGUUUAGGAUGGAGCAUUACAGGGACUUUCUCUCCUUGACAACUCUGACUUCCUGUCAAAUGAGAAACUGAGAGAGUCGUCUAAUGAUGUAAUGACUCAUCUUUCUCCUGUUUCCUCCUUUUGUACAUGUCUUCUUCAGGUCCUGGUUUAUGCUAACAUGUUCACAGUGACAAUGCUAGUGUGUUCAUGCUAACAUGUUCACAGUGACAAUGCUAGUGUGUUCAUGCUAACAUGUUCACAGUGACAAUGCUAAUGUGUUGCACACAAUUAAACACAUAAUUGCAA
Messenger RNA from Paralichthys olivaceus (Japanese flounder), 5194 nucleotides. The record is from RefSeq and is a predicted model, not a curated record. Lineage: Eukaryota; Metazoa; Chordata; Actinopteri; Pleuronectiformes; Paralichthyidae.